AUGUUUUUGCCAAAGAUCUCGUUGGUGGCACUGUCUACCAAGCCUUCUUGGGCGCUCUCAGCUAUCAUCGCUGGUAGAAUCGUUAAGACGUUUGUCAAUGGCGGUACACACCACUCGGAACCGCUCUUCGCAACGCUUGUGGAUCCUCUCGGAGCAAAUAACGGCGAGGAGGGCACUGGAAAGGGCUAUAACACCGCCAAAGAUACCAGGGCGAUGAUGUUCAUUGACCCAGACAAGGAGGAUAGUGGACUGAUGACUCUGCUGCUGCUGGUAAUGCAGGAGGUCUCGACAAAAUCUGUCUAA
Messenger RNA from Letharia columbiana, 303 nucleotides. RefSeq lists its product as uncharacterized. NCBI's taxonomy places the organism in Eukaryota, Fungi, Ascomycota, Lecanoromycetes, Lecanorales, Parmeliaceae. The transcript has a single exon. Bases 1 to 303 code for a protein of 100 amino acids. The record is from RefSeq and is a predicted model, not a curated record.